CAGCCGGGGAAAUGUCCCUUCCUGCCCUUCUAUCCUGGGGUGGGGGUCAGUGUCACAAGGAGCCGGAACUAAGGCCUCGAAAGAGAAGGCGCUGGAUCCCAAAUCCCGCGGAACCUCUGAUCCGAGGGGAGGCGCUGUGGCCUUGGGUUCGGGAGUGGGGUCCCGGGCGCCGAUCUGUCGCGGCCGAGAGGCGUCUCGGAUCCCAGGUCCCUGGAGUGCCCGCGGACCUCGGGAGGGGGCGCUGGAUCGUACGGCUCCCGCGCCGCUUCCCGGGAAGUUUCAAGUUUGAAAGUCUUGGCCGAGGGGCCGGGGCUUCCGGAACCGGAGUGGUGGAGAGGAGGGGCCGAGCGGCCGGAGCGACGCCAUGGAGGAGGGGGCGCUGCGGCAGCCUGGGGUGGGCCACCGGCCCCCUGAGGAUGAGAAAGAGGUGAUCCGUCGGGCCAUCCAGAAGGAGCUAAAAAUCAAGGAGGGUAUGGAGAACCUGCGGCGGGUGGCCACAGACCGCCGCCACCUGGGCCACGUGCAGCAGCUGCUACGAUCCUCCAAUCGCCGUCUGGAGCAGCUGCACGGCGAGCUGCAGGAGCUGCACACCCGCAUCCUGCUGCCCAGCCCGGGGCCUGGCCCAGCUGAACCUGUGGCCUCGGGACCCUGGCCUCUGGCAGAGCAGCCAAGGGCCCGGCACCUGGAGGCUCUGCAGAGGCAGCUGCAGGUGGAGCUGAAGGUAAAGCAGGGGGCCGAGAACAUGACCCACACGUAUGCCAGUGGCACCCCCAAGGGGAGGAAGCUCCUGGCAGCUGCCCAGCAGAUGCUGCGGGACAGCCAGCUGAAGGUGGCCCUGCUGCGAAUGAAGAUCAGCAGCCUGGAGACCAGUGGGUCCCCUGAGCCAGGGCCUGAGCUGCUGGCAGAAGAGCUGAGGCACCGAUUAUGCAUCGAGGCUGCCGUGGCCGAGGGUGCCAAGAACGUAGUGAAGCUGCUGGGUAGCCGGCGUACGCAAGACCGCAAGGCAUUGGCCGAGGCUCAGGCCCAGCUCCAGGAGUCCUCCCAGAAACUGGACCUCCUGCGGCUGGCCUUGGAGAAGCUGCUGGAGGGACUGCCUCCUGCCCACCCUCUACGUGGCAAAGUGGCCCGGGAGCUGCGGACUGCUGUGUCUGGGAACCCCCAGCCUUCAGGGACACUUGUGAAGCCCACCGCCGUGACAGGGACACUUCAGGUCCACCUCCUGGGCUGUGAGCAGCUGCUGACAACUGUGCCUGGCCGUUCCCCGGCAGCUGCGCUGGCCAGGAGCCCCUCCCAGGGCUGGCUUCGGGGCAAGGCCAGGCAGCAGCGUGGUAGAGGCGAGCUGGCCAGCGAGGUGCUGGCUGUGCUGAAAGUGGACAAUCGUGUCGUGGGUCAGACGGGCUGGGGGCCAGUAGCCAAGCAGUCCUGGGACCAGACCUUUGUCGUCCCCCUGGAGCGGGCCCGAGAGCUGGAGAUUGGAGUGCGUUGGCGGGACUGGCGGCAGCUGUGUGGCGUGAUCUUCCUGCGGCUGGAGGACUUCCUGGAUAAUACCUGUCACCAGCUGUCCCUCAGCCUGGUGCCACAGGGGCUGCUCUUUGCCCAGGUGACCUUCUGUGACCCUGUCAUUGAAAGGAGGCCCCGACUGCAGAGGCAGAAACGCAUUUUCUCUAAACGCAGAGGUCAGGACUUCCUGAGGGCUUCCCAGAUGAACCUCAGCAUGGCGGCUUGGGGGCGCUUGGUCAUGAAUCUGCUGCCCCCCUGCAGCUCCCCAAGCACGAUCAGCCCCCCGAAAGGGUGUCCCCAGACUCUGGCUACACCCCAGGGGGCCACUGACCCUGCCUCGCCCAGUAAUGUGCCCCCCAAGAAGACUCCCUUGGGAGGAGAGAUGAGGCCCCCACCCAAGCCCCCGCGCCUCUACCUGCCCCGGCAGCCAACCCCCGAGGAGAUGCCGCGCACCAAACGCCCCCACAUGGAGUCCAGGACUCGACUUGGGUCGUCUGUACCAGCCUCAGCCACCAGGAAACCCCCCCGGCUUCAGGACUUCCGCUGCUUGGCUGUGCUGGGCCGGGGCCACUUUGGGAAGGUCCUUCUGGUCCAGUUCAAGGGGACGGGGAAAUACUAUGCCAUCAAAGCGCUGAAGAAGCAGGAGGUGCUGAGCCGGGAUGAGAUUGAGAGCCUGUAUUGUGAGAAGCGGAUCCUGGAGGCUGUGGGCCACAUGGGGCACCCCUUCCUGCUCUCCCUCCUUGCCUGCUUCCAGACCUCCAGCCAUGCCUGCUUCGUGACUGAGUUUGUGCCAGGUGGUGACCUCAUGAUGCAUAUCCAUGAGGACGUCUUCCCUGAGCCCCAGGCCCGGUUUUACGUGGCCUGUGUGGUCCUGGGGCUGCAGUUCUUACAUGAAAAGAAGAUCAUUUACAGGGACCUUAAGUUGGAUAAUCUUCUGUUGGACGCCCAGGGUUUCCUGAAGAUCGCGGACUUUGGGCUAUGUAAGGAAGGGAUUGGAUUUGGGGACCGGACAAGCACAUUCUGCGGCACCCCGGAGUUCCUGGCCCCUGAGGUGCUGACCCAGGAGGCCUACACACGGGCUGUGGACUGGUGGGGGCUGGGUGUGCUGCUGUAUGAGAUGCUGGUGGGUGAGUGCCCGUUCCCAGGGGACACCGAGGAGGAGGUGUUUGACUGCAUCGUCAAUGUGGACGCCUCAUAUCCCCGUUUUCUGUCGGUGCAAGGGCUUGAGAUCCUUCAGAAGCUCCUCCAGAAGUGCCCGGAGAAGCGCCUGGGCGCAGACCACCGACUGGCAGGCCCUGCUCGCCCGCGCUGUCCGGCCCCCCUUUGCACCUACCCUCUGUGGCUCUACAGACCUGCGUUACUUCGAGGGCGAGUUCACAGGGUUGCCGCCUGCCCUGACCCCACCUGACCCCCGCCGUCCCCUCACUGCCCGCCAACAGGCCGCCUUUCGGGACUUCGACUUCGUGUCAGAACGAUUCCUGGAGCCCUGAGGGCCUCUCCUGGGGUCCCUGUCCCCUGCCCCCUAGACUAUUAGAGCCUCACUCGCCCACCUGUCUGCCCAGCUGUGUAUCCUGCCUGCCCAGGCCUUGCGUGGUAUUUAUCAGUCCAGGGGGCUGCUGUUGUGUGCUUGGCUCAGUCACUGGGCAGGGUGCUCCCCUCCCCUCUGCCUCCCAGACAGACCUGCACCAGAAAGGCUGGCACGCCGAGGAGUGGUUUGGUUUGUUUUUUAAUACUUGACUUGCUUUAUAGAUUAUUAAAUUUAUAAAACUGUG
Molecule: messenger RNA, 3272 nt
Organism: Rhinolophus ferrumequinum (greater horseshoe bat)
Lineage: Eukaryota; Metazoa; Chordata; Mammalia; Chiroptera; Rhinolophidae
Gene: PKN3
Product: protein kinase N3
Exons: 22
Coding region: 365-2908 (847 amino acids)
Biological process (GO): intracellular signal transduction; peptidyl-serine phosphorylation
Molecular function (GO): ATP binding; small GTPase binding; protein serine/threonine kinase activity
Source: RefSeq, a predicted model, not a curated record